ACCUGGCCGGAGAGGUUGCGGCGGCGGCGGGGGCGGGAACAUGGUCCAGGCCCGGCCGAGCAGGGGGACCCGGCGGGUACGCCCCGCCGCCUUAGUAAGCGCCCGGGCGGCGCGGCCCGGGGCCGAGCCUGCACGCCAAGGCCGAGAAGGACGGGGACAAGGUGCCAUGGAAAUCCUCAGGAGGACAGUCCAGUUCCAGAAUCCAACCUCUGCCUUCACAAAGAGGGUGACAUAAGGCCCAGAGACGGUGUCUGAGAUGCCGCUGCCACAGAAGAAGCGCUGGGAGUCCAUGGCCAAGGGGCUGGUGCUGGGAGCACUCUUCACCAGCUUCCUGCUACUGCUGUACUCCUACGCCGUCCCCCCGCUGCACACUGGCCUGGCCUCCACGACCCCCGAGGGCGCAGCACCCUGCUCCCCGGCCCUGAGUGAGCCAGAGGCACUGACCCCGGCCAACGGCUCGGUGGGAGGCUGCCAGCCGAGGCGCGACAUCGUGUUCAUGAAGACGCACAAGACGGCCAGCAGCACGCUGCUCAACAUCCUGUUCCGCUUCGGCCAGAAGCACGGGCUCAAGUUCGCCUUCCCCAACGGCCGGAACGACUUCGACUACCCGGCCUUUUUCGCACGCAGCCUGGUGCAGGACUACCGGCCCGGGGCCUGCUUCAACAUCAUCUGCAACCACAUGCGCUUCCACUACGACGAGGUCCGGGGCCUGGUGCCGCCCAACGCCACCUUCAUCACUGUGCUCCGUGACCCCGCCCGCCUCUUCGAGUCCUCCUUCCACUACUUUGGCUCCGUGGUGCCCUUCACGUGGAAACUCUCGGGCCGCGACAAGCUGGCCAAGUUCCUGCAGGACCCAGACCGCUACUACGACCCCCACGGCUACAACGCCCACUACCUCCACAACCUGCUCUUCUUCGACCUGGGCUACGACAGCGACCUGGACCCCGGCAGCCCGCAGGUGCAGGAGCACAUCCUGGAGGUGGAGCGCCGCUUCCACCUCGUGCUCCUGCAGGAGUAUUUCGACGAGUCGCUAGUGCUGCUCAAGGACCUGCUGUGCUGGGAGCUGGAGGACGUGCUCUACUUCAAGCUCAAUGCCCGCCGCGCCUCGGCAGUGCCGCGCCUCUCCGGCGAGCUGUACCGGCGCGCCACAGCCUGGAACGUGCUGGACGCCCGCCUCUACCGCCACUUCAACGCCAGCUUCUGGCGCAAGGUGGAGGCCUUUGGGCGCGAGCGCAUGGCCCGCGAGGUGGCCGCCCUGAGGCGUGCCAACGAGCGCAUGCGCCGCAUCUGCAUAGACGGCGGCCACGCGGUGGACGCAACCGCCAUCCAGGACUCGGCCAUGCAGCCCUGGCAGCCGCUGGGCACCAAAUCCAUCCUGGGCUACAACCUCAAGAAGAGCAUUGGGCAGCGGCACGCGCAGCUCUGUCGGCGCAUGCUCACACCCGAGAUCCAGUACCUGAUGGACCUGGGCGUCAACCUGUGGGUCACCAAGCUCUGGAAGCUCAUCCGGGACUUCCUGCAGUGGUGACGCCCGCCCGUGGAGGAGGGCUGAGCAGGGGCCCGCUGGCCUCCCCCCACGGCCCUCCUGGUGCCACCCCAGCCCCUGGGGUGAGGCGGGGCUACUGCAGGGGUGCGACCAGCCAAGGACUGGGCCCACUGCACACAGGGCCUGAGAUCAGUAUUUGACUAAUUAUAGUUUUUGGUUUUUGGUUUUUCGUUUUUUAAAUUAAAUCCCCUUCCCUCCAAAAAAGAAUGUUCUAUUUUCUGGCUCCCCUUAAAGGGGAGACUUCAGAAGUAAAAGAAUUUGAUGUGUUUUUGUUAAUCAGCCUCAGUGGUGCUGACUGGCGGGGCCCUGGUGUGUGUGGGAUGACUGGUCGGGAUUGGGGGAACCCAAGGGAGCAUGAUGGGCACCUGAGCGUGUCUGUGGGGCAGAGCCCAGUGGUAUGGCAGGGUUUGGUGUGUAUCUGUCACAUGCUGAAGCCCUGUGUGGUUGAAGGGGUCCCAUGAGCUACCAAGACCUGGAAGAUUGUGUGUGUGUGUGUGUGUGUGUGUGUGUAACAGGGAGGUGGGGAGAACUUGGUGGAGCCGUGAACAGCAGGCCCAGGGCCCAGGCUAACGGUUCCUCGUGCAAUCUCAUUAGUCCUCACAAUAAUCCUUUGAGGUAGGCACAAUUACCAUCCCAUAUUACACAUGUGGGAUUUGACAUUCUGAGAGCAGGAAGGAAAUGCUUGAGGUCAUGUUGCAAGAUGUACCAGACCCAGUACUAAGCCAUCUCUCUGGGAACCCAAACCCUUUCCAUAGCCAAUGUCUGUUCACCCAUCCCUGCCUGCCCCCUUUCCCCUACUGACCACUCCAGGCUGCCUCACCAUCUGCUUGUGCUCUAACCCUACCUAAGUCCUGGGUUUUCCCCUUCCACCCUGGAGUUCAGUUUAAUUAAUCCAAAAAACAUUUUAUAUUCAUUAGAUGUCUGUAGUGCGCCCCAGCCUUGAGCUGGCCCUGAGCAGACAGCAGUCAGCAAGUUGGCUUAGACCCUCCUGGAGCUCAUGUCCAGAGAGCAACCAAGGCAUGUCGGGUAUGAUCAACCAUGGCAGGGGUGUGUCAGCUCUAACCAUCUGCUUCCGUCAGCCUCCCCGGGGAACAGAGGCCCUUCCUCAAGUCUCUAACCAGUAGCCAGCAGCCAGAUAUGAAAGGCAGAAACCACAGCCAGGAGAUUCUUUACUGGAGACCUGUUUGUGCCAGGUUCCAAGCCAAGUGCUUACAUAACUUAUCUGAAUACCUACAACAUCCUAGCUUAUAGAUCAAAGCUCAGAGAGGUUGAGUGACCUACCCAAGGUCACACAGCUAAUUAGGGCCAGGGUCAGAAUUCAAAGUCAGAUCAGUCAGCCAGAUCACUCAACCUCCCUGGGCUUGAGUCAAUCUUCCUCCUGGGAGGAAGCUUCUGGUCCAAGGAGGGUAGGAAGGAGUUAGGGUGACCAACUGUUUCACUUUUCUAGAACUGUCCCGGUUUUAGCACUGAAAGUUCCCACAUUGAAGGAAGUGCCUCAGUCCUGGGCAACUAAGACAGUUGGUCAGUAUGGGACAGGUUUGACCCCACCAACCCUCUGGGACCACUGCCUACACCCUCAUAAUAUUCCUUGUGGCAAGAAAUUAGCACAGCCUUGGAGUCUUUAUUUAAUUCAUAGGGAGAAAAAUAAGCAAAAAUAAAACUGACAACAUCUAAGACUAUUUGCAGGAAAAGAUGUAACUGACCCCACAUUUAUUAGAGAAUUCUCCCUCCUUUUAUUAAUCAAAGAGAGACGUGACUCAGUGCAAUAUGAUAGCUUCCUGGGUUUGUGGAACCCCAUAAUUCUAUUUCCUUGGACCCCUAAGGGCCUAGAAAUGCCCAUAAUAAUAUUAUAUAUAAUUACAUUAUUUAUUAUUAUUAAUACUGGCCCUUUUAGGUCCUUUCAAGAUCCAAGGAGAACAGUUCUGGCAGUUAGUAGAUGCUAAGAACAUAAAUUACUUCAUCAGCAUUUACUAUCUGCCUGGUUUGUUUUAAAAGCAUUAUAGUUAUUAACUCCUUUAUUAAUGUAAUUAAUACUUUGAUAAUGAGUAGUUGCCAGGUACUGAGCAACCACUCUGUGCUCAGCCCUGUGCCAUGUGGGAACAUGCACAAUUCCCUUUGCUCCCCCAAGGAGGUGACUGACAUGCAGAGAGGCAGAGCAACCAGCCCAGGGUCACCCAGCCAUCAGCCAUAGAGGCAGGAUGCAAACCUAGGUCAGUCAGAUGCCGAGGCUGGUGCUUGCGGCCUCCAGACCUUCAGCGCCAUUCCAGUUGGCCACCUCAGCCUCAGGACUGAGGGCUGUCCCAUGGCUGAAGAAGUAUGAGGUCUCCAAGGGGCUCUGCAGGGGUAGCCUUCAGGAACCAGACUGCUCUUGCUACACCUGAGCAGCAGAAGGCGCCAUGGUACCAAGUUCGGUCUUGCCUAGUUCUGACCUUCCUGGCCAGUGGGAGCUGGGGGCGCCCAUGGUGACCAGGCAUCUGUAGACCGGACACAUGAGAGCCAGGGCAGGGAUCAAGGCUGCCCCCUGGGAGAAAUUAAGUGAAACCACAUGUUCCUCUCCGUUAUGGGUUGAACUGUAUCCCUUAAAAAGAUGCAUUGACGUCCUAACCCUCAGUCCCCUAUGACUGACAUUAUCUGGAUAUAGGGUCUUUGUACAUAUAAUCAAGUGAAGACAAGGUCAUUGGAGUGGGCCCUAAUCCAAUAUGGCUGGUGUCCUGAUAAGAGAUGGAAAUGCCAUGUGAAGGCACAGACACACAGGGACAAAACCAUGUGAAGACAGGCAGAGGUUGGCAUGAUAUAGCAACAAGCCAAGGAACGCCAAGGGUGAUGGCCACCUCCGGAAGCUAAGAGGCAAUGAAGGAGUCUAUCCAGAGCUUGAGGGAACGUGACACUGUCAACACCUUGAUUUCAGACUUCUAGCCUCCAGAUCUGUGAAAGAAUAAACUGUUGU
This is a messenger RNA of Globicephala melas (long-finned pilot whale), 4493 nucleotides long. It is a transcript of the gene GAL3ST1, whose product is annotated as galactose-3-O-sulfotransferase 1. Gene Ontology annotation, biological process: galactosylceramide biosynthetic process; myelination. Gene Ontology annotation, cellular component: membrane. Gene Ontology annotation, molecular function: galactosylceramide sulfotransferase activity. Lineage: Eukaryota; Metazoa; Chordata; Mammalia; Artiodactyla; Delphinidae. The record is from RefSeq and is a predicted model, not a curated record.